AUGUCUAACUCUCUUGAGCAGCUCAAGGCCACCGGCACCGUUGUUGUUAGUGACACUGGUGAUUUUGCCUCCAUUGGCAAGUACAAGCCUCAAGAUGCCACGACCAACCCCUCUCUUAUUCUCGCCGCCUCGAAGAAGGCCGAGUACGCUGCCUUGAUCGACAAGGCUGUUACCUACGCCAAGGCCAAGGGCGGUUCCGCCGAUGACCAGGUCGAGCUGGCUCUCGACCGUCUUCUCGUCGAGUUCGGUAGCGAGAUUCUCAAGAUCAUUCCUGGCAAGGUCUCUACCGAGGUUGAUGCUAGCCUUUCCUUCGAUACCAAGGCUUCAGUUGACAAGGCCCUCAAGAUCAUCAAGCUCUACGAGGAGGAGGGCGUUUCCAAGGACCGCAUCCUGAUCAAGGUUGCCUCCACCUGGGAGGGCAUCAAGGCCGCCGAGAUCCUCCAGCGCGACCACGGCAUCAACUGCAACCUUACCCUCAUGUUCUCUCUUGUCCAGGCCAUCGCCGCCGCCGAGGCCAACGCCUACCUCAUCUCUCCCUUCGUUGGCCGUAUCCUUGACUGGUACAAGGCUGCCACCAAGAAGGAGUACACCAAGGAGGAGGACCCCGGUGUCGCCUCCGUCAAGAGCAUUUUCAACUACUACAAGAAGUUCGGCUAUAACACCAUCGUCAUGGGUGCGUCUUUCCGCAACACUGGCGAGAUCACUGAGCUCGCUGGCUGCGACUACUUGACCAUCUCUCCCAACCUCCUUGAGGACCUGGUGAACUCUCAGGAGGCAGUUCCCCAGAAGUUGGAUGCCGCCGGCGCCGCUGCCCUCAACAUCGAGAAGAAGACUUACAUCAACAACGAGGCCACUUUCCGUUUCGACUUCAACGAGGACCAGAUGGCCGUUGAGAAACUCCGAGAGGGUAUCAGCAAGUUCGCUGCUGACGCCAUCGUCCUCAAGGACAUCAUCAAGGCCAAGGUCAGCGCUUAA
Molecule: messenger RNA, 975 nt
Organism: Parascedosporium putredinis
Lineage: Eukaryota; Fungi; Ascomycota; Sordariomycetes; Microascales; Microascaceae
Source: the annotation of a GenBank genome assembly